Messenger RNA from Ictalurus punctatus (channel catfish), 4416 nucleotides. It is a transcript of the gene clk2b, whose product is annotated as CDC-like kinase 2b. The record is from RefSeq and is a predicted model, not a curated record. Gene Ontology annotation, molecular function: protein tyrosine kinase activity; ATP binding. Gene Ontology annotation, cellular component: nucleus. Lineage: Eukaryota; Metazoa; Chordata; Actinopteri; Siluriformes; Ictaluridae. Bases 1034 to 2134 code for a protein of 366 amino acids. The transcript has 11 exons. Gene Ontology annotation, biological process: regulation of RNA splicing; protein phosphorylation.
ACGAGUGUGUGUAUGAAUGGAGGAAGUGUUGUGGAGUCUGAUGGAAGAGAUCACUGUGGAUGAAUGAGGUGAGAGCUAAAGGUGCUCCUGCAGAAGCACCAUGGAGAGGAUGGGCAGUAAUGUUCAUGGUGAUCUCCAGGUUUGCGAUCAUCCUGUUCUCUGUAAAUGUCUCCAGUGAGUCCUGAGUCAGUGCUGUGGUGGAGGUGGCUUUAUCUGAUCAGCUUAUUGAGGUGCUUGGCAUUUUCUGCAGUGAUGCUGCUCCUCUAGCACACCACACCAUAGGAAAGAACAUCCCCAGUAGUCUGCAGUACACACUGAAGGACGUCGGUCUCUGUGGAAGAAGAACCUGCUCUGGCCUUUCCUGCACAAUGUGUUAGUGUUGUUUGUCCAGUCCAUUCUGCAGUUCAGGUAGACCCCAAAGUACCAAGAACCUGCACCAUCUCUCCCCUUUGAUGGUUCCUGGUCUUGCAGACUCAGUAAUCACCAGUUCAUUUGCUUUCCCAGUGUUGAGCUGCAGCUUGUUUUCACAGAUAACAAUAACUGAAUGCACCUCAUGCUGGAGGAGUCAUCAGAUCUUCUGCAGGAGCUGAUGAUGAUUUGUAGAGAGGAAAAGGAAAGAGGACCGUGUCCCUGAGCUGAUCCGGUGCUGCUCGCUGUCCCAUACACGUCCAGCCAGAAUUCAGGGCUGUGUCCCAAACUGCUUUCAGUGCAACCACACACACUGUAAUACACAGUGUAAUCAAUGAGUGUGUGAUUUGAGACACAGCCCAUGCAGCAGCUAGCCAUAGGAAAGGAAAGAAGUGUGUGUGUGUGUGUGUGUGUGUGUGUGUGUGUGUGUGUGUGUAAUCAGAUAUUUGAGUCUUAGGCUGGCAAGAUAUGAAUUUGUGUGUGCGCAGGUUAAAAUUAGAGCAAGACUCACACACACACACACACAGUUACUUCGCCUUCACUUUCCUCUCUGCUCCUCUUGUCUCUCUGCUGUUUGUGUGUGUGUGUGUGUGUGUGUGUGAGAGAGAGAGAGAAAGAGAGAGAGAUGGGUGUUACAGGUGUGUGUUCAGCGUGUAAAGGAUUUUUGAGCUGCUUCAGCCUGUCUAGUGUGAGAUGUGAUGAUGAUGAUGAAGGUCACCUGCUGUGUCAGGAUGGAUAUGUGCUGCAGGACAGAUAUGAGAUUGUGAGUACGUUGGGGCAGGGGACUUUUGGAAAAGUGGUGCAGUGCAUUGACCAUCAAAGAGAAGGCUCUCGUGUUGCUCUGAAGAUCAUUAAAAAUGUGGAGAAAUACAAAGAAGCAGCUCGACUGGAGAUAAAUGUUCUGGAGAAGAUCAAAGAGAAAGAUCCAGAAAACAAACAGUUGUGUGUGUGUAUGUACGGUUGGUUUCAGUACAGGGGUCACAUGUGUAUCAGUUUUGAGUUGUUGUCUCUCAGCACAUUCGACUUCCUGAAGCAGAAUAAUUACAUUCCAUACACGCUGGAGCAGGUGAGACACAUGGCCUAUCAGAUCUGCAGCGCAGUGGAGUUUCUCCAUGCUAACAGGCUAACACACACUGAUCUGAAACCAGAGAAUGUUUUAUUUAUUAACUCCAACUUCACCACCUGCUACAACACCGACAAGCAAUGUGAGGAGCAUGUGUUAAAGGACACGGCAGUGAAGGUGGUGGAUUUUGGCAGUGCAACGUUUGAUCAUGAACAUCACAGCACCGUCGUCUCCACGCGACAUUACCGUGCCCCUGAGGUCAUCCUGGAGCUUGGGUGGAGUCAGCCGUGUGAUGUCUGGAGUAUCGGCUGCAUCCUGUUUGAGUAUUACCUUGGAUACACACUCUUUCAGGCCCAUGAUAACAGAGAACACUUGGCCAUGAUGGAGAGAAUACAAGGACCAAUUCCUUCUAGAAUGAUCCGUAAAACAAGGAAGCAGAAAUAUUUCUCUGGAGGUCGUUUGGACUGGGACAAGAAUUCACCAACAGGAAGACACAUCACACACACCUACAAACCACUAUGUAAGUAUUUAUUACGGGAAUCAGAAGAUCAUUGUCAGCUCUUCAACCUGUUGGAGAUGAUGCUGGAGUUUGAACCUGAGCGGCGUCUCUCCAGUUCCUCCUCCCUCCAUCACCCAUUCUUCUCUUCCCUUCAUGACCUUUGACCUCUAACCUUCAAGAGAGUUUUCAUUCCUUUGCCUGUGCAUUGUUGUGUUGGUAUGGCGAUAGAUCUGUAACUGACAGCUGAUCCAGCCAAUCAAAAGAUGGGCAAUACUAAGUGCUGAUUGGUGGAGGUGAACAUCAGCAACGCUCUUCCGAGAACCAAUCGGAUUACAGCCUAUCCCUUUGAUUGACAGCUCCACAGAUACCACAGACAUUUGAGGAAAUUUCAUUACAUCACCAUAGAGCACUUUACUUGUAUAAGUCCUGUGAAUCGACGUCAUGUCACAGAUUAGUUCUUCAUUUCUACAUAUCUUUUGACUGCAUUGAAACUGUAAAAAUAAUAAAUGACUCUUGCCAGAUCAGGUGAUGUUUCCCAUCUUCAGCUGUGUCCACUGUAGCCUCAGGUUCUGUGUUCCUCUGCUGUUGUAGUCCAUGCAUCUCAGUGUUCUGAUGUCUUGUGUUCUGAGAUGUUUUAUUGAUUACCAUGGGUUGGAAAGUAUGCUUAUUUGAGUUCCCUUAGACUCCCUGUUAGCACGGACAUGUCUGGCCAUUCUCCUCUGACCUCUUUCAUCAGCAAGACCUUUUUCUCCAUUCUGAUGUUUGAUGUGAACGUUAACUGAAGCUCUUCACCUGCAUGAGUUUAUAAAUUGUGCCGCUGCCACGUGAUUGGAAAAUCAUGAGCAGAUGUUCCUAAUAAAGUGGACGGUGAGUGUGUACUUACAUAUACAGCGCUUCCGGAAAGUAUUCACAGCGCUUCACUUUCUCCACAUUUUGUGAUGUUACAGCCUUAUUCCAAAAUGGAUUCAAUUCAUUAUUUUCCUCAAAAUUCUACAAACAACACCCCAUAAUGACCACGUGAAAGUAGUUUGUUUGAAAUCUUUGCAAAUUUAUUUUUUUUAAAAAACAACAACAACAAAAAAAGCACAUGUACAUAAGUAUUCACAGCCUUUGCUCAAUACUUUGUUGACGCACCUUUGGCACCGAUUACAGCCUCAAGUCUUUUUGAGAAUGAUGCUACAAGCCUGGCACACCUAUUUUUGGGCAGUUUCUCCCAUUCCUCUUUGCAGGACCUCUCAAGCUCCAUCAGGUUGGAUGGGGAGCGUUGGUGCACAGCUAUUUCCAGAUCUCUCCAGAGAUGUCCAAUCGGGUUCCAGUCUGGACUCUGGCUGGGACACUCAAAGACAUUCACAGAGUUGUCCUGUAGCCACGCCUUUGUUAUCUUGGCUGUGUGCUUAGGGCCGUUGUCCUGUUGGAAGAUGAACCUUCACCCCAGUCUGAGGUCCAGAGCGCUCUGGAGCAGGUUUUCAUCAAGGAUGUCUCUGUACAUUGCUGUAUUCAUCUUUUCCUCGAUCCUGACUAGUCUCCCAGUUCCUGCCGCUGAAAAACAUCCCCACAGCAUGAUGCUGCCACCACCAUGCUUCACUGUAGGGAUGGUAUUGGCCAGGUGAUGAGUGGUGCCUGGUUUCCUCCAGACAUGAUGCUUGCCAUUCAGGCCAGAGACUUCAAUCUUUGUUCAAUCUUUGGUCUGAGAGUCCUUCAGGUGUCUUUUGGCAAACUCCAGGUAGGCUGUCAUGUGCCUUUCACUGAGGAGUGGCUUCCGUCUGGCCACUCUACCAUACAGGCCUGAUUGGUGGAGUGCUGCAGAGCUGGUUGUUCUUCUGGAAGGUUCUCCUCUCUCCACAGAGACAUGCUGGAGCUCUGUCAGAGUGACCAUCAGGUUUUUGGUCACCUCCCUGACUAAGGGCCUUCUCCCCCAAUCGCUCAGUUUGGCCAGAGUUCUGCUGGUUCCAGACUUCUUCCAUUUACGGAUGAUGGAGGCCACUGUGCUCAUUGGGACCUUCAAUGCUGCAGAAAUGUUUCUGUACCCUUCCCCAGAUCUGUGCCUCGAUACAGUCCUGUCUCGGAGGUCUACAGACAGUUCCUUGGACUUCAUGGCUUGGUUUGUGCUCUGACAUGCAGUGUUAACUGUGGGACCUUAUAUAGACAGGUGUGUGCCUUUCCAAAUCAUGUCCAAUCACCUGAAUUUACCACAGGUGGACUCCAAUCACGUUGUAGAAACAUCUCAAGGAUGAUCAGUGGAAACAUUUUGAAUGUCAUGGCAAAGGCUGUGAUACUUAUGUACAUGUGCAUUUCUUCUCUCUUUUUAAAAAAAAUAAAUUUGCAAAGAUUUCAAACAAACUACUUUCACGUUGUCAUUAUGUAGAAUUUGUAGAAUUUCAUAAAUAAAAUAAUGAAUUUAAUUCUUUGGAAUAAGGCUGUAAUAUAACAAAAUGUGGAAAAAGUG